Molecule: messenger RNA, 2078 nt
Organism: Toxorhynchites rutilus septentrionalis
Lineage: Eukaryota; Metazoa; Arthropoda; Insecta; Diptera; Culicidae
Exons: 5
Coding region: 609-1337 (242 amino acids)
Source: RefSeq, a predicted model, not a curated record
AUUGCUCGUGAAAAAACAAAUUUGUUUACAAAACAUAUCAUAUCUUUUGGUGACAAAUUCAUUCGUCGGCAAAAUAGCUGCUCGAGCUUUACUGUAGAUAUCUACAAUCAGCGGUCGAAUUAAAAACAGUGCAGAAGGAUGUUUUGAGUAUGUUUUAGCUUCUAGCCGCGCAAUCAAUGCUUUUUUUCCAAGCAAGAUGUACUUCUGUUUGGAUCCUAUCGGCGGGGAAAAAAGUACUUACGGCGACGGUGACAAGAAAUAGCGCUGAUUACGAGAUUACCAGAUCCAGAAGAUCCGGAAGGGCUGUUACAAGUAAUUGGUUUUGCUAGAGCAAAAGGAGGUUGACAAUGAUUGCAACAGAUAUCUACAAUCAGCGGUCGAAUUAAAAACAGUGCAGAAGGAUGUUUUGAGUAUAUUUUACCUUCUAGCCGCGCAAUCAAUGCUUUUCUUUCCAAGCAAGUAGCGUUUUUCGGCAAAAGCAUGAAAUAGAAUCGUACGUGGUACGAAUUUAUCGGCACAAUCUGAUCAAGGACGGAGGCAUCAUCAAACGGAAACUACGCGAAAAACUUUCCGAAGAGAUAAAACUGCGCCGCAACACUCGUGUGAAAAUGGACGAGUUGGGCUGGGUGCUGAUGAACCACAAUUUGAUAACACGUAAUGAGCCAAUCCAACAGCAUGCCAAUGGUAAUCGACCAAAUAAUUUUAAAUUGAACAUGGAGCGGUUGCGAAACCUACUGGAGCAGCAAGAACAGAACAAUCACGCUGAGUUGACUUCCAAAAAGCAAAACAAAUCCCUGCGUAUGCUGGAUGCAAUUUUACAAAACGACAAAGUUUUGAAGGAAAUUAAAGAGAUGGUAGCGGCGAAUCGACUUCUAUCGGAAAUUCGUUAUGUGACUACGGUGGAACGUAUGCUGAAACACAAUUUGGACCCCUCUUUGCGCUGCUGCUUUGUAUGCCGAGAGUAUUUCCGCACUGCCGAUGAGUGUACCAGUCAUUUCGAAAAAUUGCACGGUGAGAAAUUUCUUAUUGUUGCGGCGGUGGAUCGAUUUCAGACUAGUCAAAAGUUCAACGUUCUACAUCACUACAAUGCCCUUAAUCCGGUGACAAUAUUCACGAUUUGCAACGUAUACCACACAGCCCUAAUAAAAAAAAAACAAGAAAAGACGGGUCUAAUAUUUUACAAUAAAGUCUACAAUCUACCACUUUCCACGAAAAUCGGAGAACCACUAUAUCGGUUAGACAUGGAAUGGCUGAUACAUAUAAGGCAGAAAAAAUGUUUAACUUUGGAAUUCAACAUCCUAUAUUUCCUCGUACCAUUAAGUUCAUGGCGCAUUUGAUGUCGGUCAUCGUAACUGCUUCUAUGGAAAUGACGUGAGCAGAAAAGUGUGGUAAACAAUGUCCGGGUUAUUUUUCGUUAUGAGAACCUUGUUUCCACAUCCUUUUACUGCACAAUAAUACGGCAUCUGAAGUAAAUAAAAUAUUCACAAUAUAAUUUUGGCAUGAUAGAGAACCGCGAGAUGAACAAUUAUCUGUGAAGGAGUUGGACAACAGAUUUCUUAGACUUAUAGCACUUUUAUCACACUCACAAGCUAAUCAAAUCCUCACUGUCCCCCAAAAAUAUUGAAUAAUAUAUAAUUUUUUUUCCCAAAAUAUAUAUUUUAUUAAGGCACGUAGCUUGACGGGGCCGGGAGUCCAAUAUUUUAACAAUUUUUGUCUUACAACUAUGUUAGUAAUAUGUAACCGAUUACUCGCGGUUGGCUCGAGGUUAGUAUUACAAAGAUCUCAUAAUUGGGAUGUUGCAGUCUCCAGUACUAUGUAUGUGUGGCCGACACGGGAUACUUCCUAUUGGAGUAUAACUGACCAUUGAUCAGCGACGCCCCCCUAGUCUGUACCUCAUAUCAAUCGUGGUGCGUCUCUCUUGACUCGAGGAAUCCAGGGUAGAAUGGUCACUGGACGGUACAAUCUUCAGCUCGUGUAGAGUUGCCAUGAGCGGUACAAUCUUUGGCUCUUGUUGAAUGAUCAGUGGCCUUCGACCUGUGUAUCUGUAAAGAGUAUGUGUAUGUUUAAUUACAUUACAU